GAAAUAACGAACGAAGUAAAAGAUAUUCGGUCUGGAAAAAAAAUACCACGUCGUCGAUACGGUCUCUAUUCUUGAGUAUACCUGCGCCGUGGUAACAACUCGAGUAAAAUCGAUUUAAAAUUUACGAAUUUUAUUUUUAAUAAACAAAAACGGAUCGAGGAACCGAUAAUCGUUAUUUGAAUUCGCGCGUUCAAAUAAAAAGAAAAUUGAAUAUCAAAAUAAUACCGGGAUAAAUUAUUAUGGAAUAAAAAACACCCUUUUGUUUAGAUAAAUUAUAUCAAAGUUAUGUGAAACCGAUCGGAUCGCAGCACAACAUUUUUACACAAAGGUUAAAAAAAGGAAUAUUUCUCCGCCAUAUUUUUCUAGAUCCUUCCAUGGACACAAUCUGAUUUAAGUUUGUUGAAAAAUUAAUAAAGCAAAUACAAUUUUCAAGGAAAAAAAGAUACAAAAAUUUAAAAGUGAUCUACCCUAAAAGGAAUCAACUUCCGCCAUAUUUUCUUUGAUAUUCUUAGUGACACCGAGUAUCCUCAAGUUGAAGUGUCAGUUUUCAACCAAAAAGAUACAAAUUUCAAAAAAAAAGAUACAAGUUUUCAAGGAAGAAGUUACAAUUUGACAAGUGAUCUAAAAAGUGAUCUACCCUAAAAGGAAGCAACUUCCGCCAUAUUUCCUUCGUCAAUUCCAUGGAUACACCAACCUUGCGGAUAUAGAGUGAAUAUUUUCGACAAAAAAAGAUACAAAGUUCAAAAAUAAGAAAAGAGUUUAGAAAAAGUGAUUUUUUAAAAAUACAAAUUCAGUGUAAUUUCGAAGAGAUACCAAAUUAAAUAAAAAUGUCCAACGUAAUUUGCACUGUGUAAGUGUCAAAGUAAAAGGAAUUUAACACCAAUACAUACUCGUACAUCAGCCUGAUGACAAACUAGUGCUUGCGUGUGUAUUUGUGUUACUGGUGUUUGCCUUAGUGGUUGAAAUAAAUUCUUUUAUAAUCGCACUGAUAUUUAACCAUCUUCUUCGUCAUCUGGUUGCCUUGAUAUUUUCUUUUUCUUCGUUCUUCGUUCGGUUCUUCUUCUUCGUUUAGUAAUUAUUAUUAAUAUAUUUUUUUUUGAUUUUGUGUUUUCGUCGUCGUGUUCUGAGUGCCUUUGAUUUUCGUAUCUUAUUUUUAAAGGCUUGGUGCACACCUUGGGUUGGUGUAUUGAAUAUCACGCCCUCGAGAGCGUGUUAUUGAUGAUCAUAGAACGUGAAAUAUCAAAUUUUUAAUGCGAAUUAGCGGUCGCGUGUGACAAAAGAUACGACGACGACGUUUCUUCCUCCUUCUUCUACUUCUUUUGUCAUAGCUCACCUUCUGCACAAUAAUGAUGGGCGAUUCGACACCAAUUUGCCGCUGUCGGGUUCUCUAUCUUGGCAGUGCAGUACCUCGACAAAGUAAAGACGGUCUUCAAGGCAUUCAGGAGCCUCUGCGAAGCCUCUACCCCUCUGAGGGUGCAGUCGGAGCCAAAGGCAUUGAUUCAUGGCUGAGCGUGUGGUCAAACGGCAUUCUACUGGAAAAUGUGGAUGAGAAUCUCAAACAAAUAACUCGAUUCUUCCCCAUCGAAUCACUGCACUAUUGCGCUGCAGUUCGACAAGUCCUCAUUCCCGAACGGGGCAAUUCGAAUCCGGAGCCCAAAUUUCUACCACUAGAUUCACCAUUCGCCCGUAUGCCACGCGCCCAACAUCCGCCAAUAUUUGCUGCGAUUCUGCGCAGGACGACCGGCAUCAAGGUCCUCGAGUGUCAUGUGUUCAUAUGUAAGCGUGAGGCUGCGGCCAACGCUCUAGUCAGAUGUUGUUUUCAUGCGUAUGCGGAUAAUUCUUAUGCCCGACAGCUGGAGACUGGCGGUGGCGGUGUGGGUGGUAAUGGUACGAGUGCGGGCGGUGGCAGUAGUGUGUAUGGGACAUUGAAGAGUAAUGGUGCAGUGAGUAAAUCAAAUGGCGAUCUGACAGCAGUUCCGGGUGGCAGUGGAUGGCGAUCGCGAGCAGGCAGUACGACCACACUGAAUAGUGUUGGCCGGCAAUCAAAUGGACACCCCCAGCAAAGUCACAAUAUUAUGAUGAACGGUGGAAUGAGUCUGAAUGGCGGUGGCAGUAAUAGCAGUGCAGCUGAAGGAUAUACGUCUGUUAAGAAUUUUUAUGGCAGCAGUGCAGAUAUUCAUGUAGUAGACGAUGGGGAUGGCUCAAUCUAUAACGGCGAUGAGAAUCAUAAAGUCUGGAAUGGUUCACAGGAUCAACUUGAUGGCAUAGCCAUGGAAAGUCCGUAUGAGGUAUACUCGGGCAACACAUCAACCCUGGGCAGGCCGGUGAGGGCUCGACAAAUAAGCAACCCCAUCGAUGUUCCUCCGCCACCAAUGAAAGAAGAGAAAAAGAAAAAGGACAAAAAGUCAUCGAAAUCAUCGAAUGGCGGCGGCGGUGGCGGCGGAGGUCUUGGUGGAGGCAGUCAGAGUCUUUCAGGGACCCUAAUUCGACCGAAACCGAUUCAUGCAAACACCCUACAACGUCCGGGUAUGCAUCAUGGAGGUGCAGCAAGCGUGAUGUAUGGUCCAGUCAGUGGGCCACCACCAUCGAGGCACUAUCACACAAUAAGUCAUCGAGGAUUUCCGAUGAAUGGCGCCCCACCUCCACCACACCAUCCACAUCAUCCACACCAUCCACCACCGCAUCCGAUGAUGGGUCAUCCGGCAGGGCAUCACAUGGGUCCGGUUGGGAUGCCGAUGCAGGUCAUGAUGCCGCAGCAAUACGCAACUCUGCAGCCUUCCCGGACCUCGACCUCGUCGAAAAAGAAGAAAAAGGACAAAAUGAACGGUGGUAUACCUGUGGGAAUGCCCAUUGUUCCAUCGCUCUACGCCUACCAUGCACACGCACACGGUCCACCUCCGCCACAAGUAGCUCAGUCAAUGAUCGGCGAACCACGACCCCUGGCGAUGAGCAAUCGAAAGAUGGCUGCUUCAGUUGGCAACGGCUUAGACGAGUCAGGCAAUUCGGGAGCCGAAUCACCCGGCGGCACUGGCAUCUACCGGCGUAAAGGUCAUCUCAACGAACGUGCCUUCAGCUAUUCAAUCCGACAGGAGCAUCGAAGUCGAAGUCAUGGAUCACUUGCUAGUCUACAAUUCAAUCCGCCUGACAUGAAAAAAGAGCGUGAAAUUGCACAAAUGGUCGCCGGUUUGGAUCUUAAUGAAGCCGAUGCAGCGACACUGCAUAGGAAAUCAUCACAAGGACCUCCGAUGAUGAAUGGUGGUCCAGGGAGUAGUGCACAAGCGAUAUACGGUAAUGGCGGUGGAGCUGUAAUUUAUGGAAAUGGUGGUGGACCUUCGGGAAGUUUUGGAAAGCCACGAAGAUAAAAGGUUUUGUUUGUUUCGUUUUGUUUUCACAGAUAAGGAUAGAAAAUAAUACAAACAAGAAGAAGCCAGAAAAACAACACUUUCAGGAGACGGUUAGAAUUGUAGUUUUCUUUUUUUUUCUUCUUAGUAUAAAUAUUUUUCAAGUUAAUUUAAAAUUAUAUAACAAUGUAAAUUUGAUUAAAAAUUAAAUGAGAAAAAGAGUCGAAAAUUCAGAAUAUUUUGGUAGUCACAGAAAAUUAAUUUAAGCAAAAACCAGACAGAGAAUUAAAAACCCCUCAACGGAAAGGUAAAAAAGAAAAUUCAAAGUACGUUUUGUAUUAUUAAAACAACUUUUACUUGGAAAAAAGAAAUCAUUUAGAGUUGUUCCGGCUCGAACUACCAAAAUCGAUAAAAGUUGCCUAUGCAUGGCACACACAAUUGCUUCUAGUUAGGUUACCCGGCAAUGGUUGUACUUUAAUUAUGAGAAUCAAAUUUAAACUUGUUUUAAUUUAUAUACAAAUCCAGCUCGAAGGACCAUUUCAUUAUUUCACAUUUUUUUUAAUUUGAAGCAUUCACUUCUUUCUUAAACGAAAGAAAGUGAACUGUGUUUUUUAAACAAAAUUUUGACAAAAAUUCAUAAAUAAUUCGACCCAUAUGUUUAUAUUUCCCACAGCACUAGUUCUUAUCCGAUAACUUAUAGACCAAAGCCAGGGAAAAAAUAGAAGACUCACAACAAUGAGUAUCAAAUUACUUUUUUGUAUUCAACUUAAUUUAAAAAAAGAAACAAAAUUAUUAUUACAAAACAAUAAUAAAUUAUAUAGAUGCCAAAAACUAAAAUGAAAAACAAAAUCAAA
Eupeodes corollae is the source of this 4195-nucleotide messenger RNA. RefSeq lists its product as uncharacterized. Bases 1347 to 3362 code for a protein of 671 amino acids. Lineage: Eukaryota; Metazoa; Arthropoda; Insecta; Diptera; Syrphidae. The record is from RefSeq and is a predicted model, not a curated record. The transcript is spliced from 2 exons.